GGUUCCAUUGAGGACUGUGGGGUUAUGAAACAACAUUUAAAAACCAUCUUCAAUAGAUAUACCUUUAAUGAAAAAUCUUUGAUAAUACAUGCUACAACAAAACCAGCUAGAUUUCCAGGAUAUGAUAUUUCUGUAGCAAGUUCUGGAAAGAGAUCAACAGUUAGGAAAGAAAAGUUUGGAAAAACGUUCCCUGCCAUGUCCAUCACUAAACAUUCUGUGACUAUUCUUUAUAAAGUUUUUCCCCUUUAAUCAGAUGAAUCUGCCAAAAAAAAAAAUCAAAUGUCACUGAUUCGCUUCAUUGGGCAUUAUUAGUGCGUCAUAGAGAGUACCUCUCUUUAUGUUCUUCUCGAACCAGCUAAUAUAAAAUCUCAGUUCGCAUGUCUAGUACUAGAUGAAGCGAGUCCCGUUCUUUUUUUUUGGUAGAUGCUGUGCAUUUCUCUCAGAAUAGAUCCUUAGGCUCAUCGUUCACUACCUUGAUUAUGAAAC
Metschnikowia bicuspidata var. bicuspidata NRRL YB-4993 is the source of this 486-nucleotide messenger RNA. RefSeq lists its product as uncharacterized. The coding region runs from base 25 to 249 and encodes 74 amino acids. Lineage: Eukaryota; Fungi; Ascomycota; Pichiomycetes; Serinales; Metschnikowiaceae. The transcript has a single exon. The record is from RefSeq and is a predicted model, not a curated record.